GGCUUUGCCAGGGACAUGAGCAUGCCUCACUGCUGCAAUCCGGCAGGGCAUGCCAUGCCGGAAACUUUGGAAGAUGGCACAGCCACCGUGUAUAAUGGGGGAUGGAUAAAGCCAGCUGCUAGGUCUUUUGUGAAGCAGGACUCCUCUGCCAUUUCUUUCUUCCAGUUCCAGCUCUGCCACGAGGAAAGUAGGCUGAGGGGCAUUUCAGUGGACAGGUUGCUUGCACCAGAUAAAAAUGGGAACAGGCUUCUGCAUGUGGCCGUUACACAAGGGAAAAGGGCGUUGACUUAUGUGCUGGCAUGGAGGUUUGCAUAUCUGAACAGAAUUGAUGAGAAGGAUGCAGCAAAACAGACUGCAUUGCACUUAGCCGCUCAAAACAAUCACCAUCUUAUAGCCAGUGACCUGAUCUCUCUGGGAGCCAGUGUCAAUGCAAAGGAUGGCUUGGAGAAGACCCCCUUGCAUCUCUGUGCAGAGAAGGGUUAUGUGAGAGUUCUGGAAGUCUUGAGAAACUGUCAGGGAAGGGGCAUCCAUGUUGAAGUGGACGCAGCUGACAACCAAGGCUUAACGCCAUUACAAUGUGCGGCUUUUGCUCACUCCACCCUUUCGAUGGACUUGAAAAAACGCCAUCUCUCUCCUGAAGCUCAGAAGGUUCAGGGUCUGCGUAAGGAGCAGAUCUUGAAUGGCAUCAACUGCUUGGUUCAAAUGGGAGCAGACCCCUGGCUGCAAGGAGCAAAAUGUUCAAGUCAAGCUUCGAGUUAUUUUGCAAAAGUCCAAGAAGAUAACGAACUGAUGAGUGUUUUCGACACACACAGGCCGAAAUGGCAAGAGGAUUCGGUCCCUGGACCAGAAGGAACCACCCUUCUGUAUUUACAAGGAGAAGAUGUACAGCCACUGAUGACCCCAUUUCUGAGCUUCUUUGAACAUUUCCCUGAAGAUGCCAUGUAAACAGCAGAGCCUGUGCUCACCAGGCAGUCAUGGAUUUCCUAGUACGUUAGCAGCGGUAUAACUGACGUGCUUUGGUAGGCUGGUAUUGUAUACUAGAUGUGCCAAAGCCCAUGGAAGGCGGUCAUGAAGUCCAAGAAGCUUGAUAUCUCAUCUCUGCUAAGCUGUUGGUGAAAGAACAGCUU
Molecule: messenger RNA, 1127 nt
Organism: Elgaria multicarinata webbii
Lineage: Eukaryota; Metazoa; Chordata; Lepidosauria; Squamata; Anguidae
Product: NF-kappa-B inhibitor zeta-like
Exons: 7
Coding region: 16-945 (309 amino acids)
Biological process (GO): regulation of gene expression
Cellular component (GO): nucleus
Molecular function (GO): protein binding
Source: RefSeq, a predicted model, not a curated record